UUUUAUGUGUGCUAGGGCCAUAGAGAUAGGGUGUGUGUUUGAGCUAGCUGGCUAGCUAUAUAGUGCAGCCUGCAUGCAUGGCAUAAACAGAAGAUUUCUCUGUGCUUAUAAUUGCAUUGAUUGAGAUAGGCAAGGGGAAAGAGAUAAGACAUAAAUGUGUGCUAUUUCAUUUUGAAUGCUGUCUACUUUGUCUGGCUGCCCAAAAUACAUGGAUAUAGUGAUUCUUAUCGUGUUCUGCUAAUAAUACCUUGGAUUCUAUUCCGGCCUGGGACAUCAAGUGCAUAGUGAGAUAUAUAAAACAUCCUGAACUCUGACUGUAGCUAUCGUAGGACAUAUAUAUUCAGCAGGGUUUGUAUCCCUUAAGCAGCAAGCUAGCUAGGGCCUGUGUUUGGUGGAUUUCAGGGGCCAGUGCAGAGAGUCUUGUUUUGGGGUAAUCGUUUGGCAACGGGGCUACCCAGCCGGUCGACUGGCCAGCCAUGAGUCGCCUCAAUUCAAGAGUAUUCAAGAAAUCAAGCCCAAAUGGCAAGAUCACGACAUAUCUUGGCAAAAGAGAUUUUGUCGACCAUCAAACACACAUCGAUCCAAUCGAUGGUGUGGUAUUAGUAGACCUAGACUACUUAAAGGAGAGGAAAGUCUUUGCCCAUGUGCUAGCAGCAUUCCGCUAUGGCCGGGAGGAUCUGGAUGUCCUUGGACUGACCUUCAGGAAGGAUCUGUACUUAGCAUCGGUCCAGGUCUACCCCAAGCCCACAGAGGAGGAGAGACCGCUUACUAGACUCCAGGAGAGGCUUAUCAAGAAACUAGGGUCCAAUGCAUAUCCGUUCUACUUCGAAGUAACUGCGGUCAAUUCCCCAUCAUCGGUCACACUUCAGCCCGCACAGGGCGACACAGGCAAACCAUGCGGUGUGGACUACGAACUCAAAACAUAUGUUGCAGAAACAAUGGACGAGAAACCACACAAGAGGAAUUCAGUACGGCUUGCCAUCAGGAAGGUUACCUACGCCCCAGACGUACCCGGCCCACAACCCACGGCUGAAGCACAGAAAGAGUUUGUUGUCAGUCCAGGAGCACUCCACCUUGAGGCAACGCUCGAUAAAGAGAUGUACUAUCAUGGUGAAAGCAUCGAGGUUAACGUCACCGUGGCAAACAAUUCAAACAGAACGGUGAAGAAAAUCAGGGUGUCAGUCCGGCAGUACGCAGACAUCUGCCUCUUUUCAACAGCACAGUACAAAUGCCCAGUAGCUUGCGUAGAAGCAGAAACUUCAGAAUAUGGUCUGCCACUCAAACCUAGCCAGAAACUAACGAAGGUAUUCUGUGUCAAACCGUUACUUGAUGACAAUAAAGACAAGCGAGGGCUGGCGUUAGACGGCAAGCUGAAACACGAGGACACAAAUCUUGCUUCAUCAACACUGUUAAAUCCAAACACAGACGACAAGCAAAAAGAAAGAGAGAGCUUAGGAAUCCUUGUAAAGUACAAAGUCAAAGUCAAGCUAAUAUUAGCUAACUUCGCUGGGGACUUAUCGGUGGAGCUGCCGUUCACUCUGUCUCAUCCUAAACCGGUUGAACCGGAACCAGCACCGGCUCCCGCACCUAGCCAACAAACAAACAAAGAGACUAAUGAGGUUCCAGUUGACACAAAUCUUAUCAAUUUUGAUGCAAAGAAUAACGAUCCAAAUGGACGGUCUGACAAAUACUGCGUUGGCAGGACGCUUUGCCUUAGUGCUACGAAUGAGGGCAGUGGUACUGACAUGCAGCAGAAGCUGGAGGAUGAGGAUGAUGAUCUCAUCUUUGAGGAUUUUGCCAGACUGCGACUGAAGGGCACAGAGGGUGAUGGAACAGAUGCCUGAGUCUUGGACCUCCAACCCAGCAUCACAAUUGCAUCAAAACCACGGGGGUGUUUCACAAAAUAUUGAGAUUGGCUUAAGUUGACCUUAAGUUGGUUUUAUCUUGAGUCGACUUUUAAUUGACCUGAAGUUGACAUUUGACUUUUCUUUUUGGAUUGGAUCCAUUGCCUACACGAAUCUGGUCAUGCAUAAGGUUAAAAUUUACCAACGUUAGACCUAUCAAAUAUCUGUAAUGAAAUAAGAUUCGGUUAAGUUGAAUUUUAGUUACCUUUACCUAUACAAAUGUCAUCAGUAAAGUGGAGAUUACUUAGAUUAGACAUUACCUAUUGUCUGUAAUGUCUUAAGUUGGAUUUAAUCCAUUGCUUGUAUGAAUACGGUCAUCCAUUAUGUCAAAAUGGACUUAAGUCAAACUUAACCCAUUUUAUUGUAAUGAGAUUAAGAUUACCUUAAGUUGGACUUGUUUCCUAUAAAACCUAGACAAAGCUAGACUUAAAUAUUGCUUUAAUGGAAUCUGGUUAUUCCUGUAACUCAAGGAUGAGUUUAAUUGUGGAGUAAAAUGAACAUGGCCACUUCAUUCGUGAAAUAUAUUUUGUAGCCACUCAUAUUUUAUACUCUAUGUGAUUUGAUUUGAAUUGUGGAAGGCAUGCUACUGUCCAUGGGCUCAACAUGAGUGACCCCUCUUAUUCAUACAAAUAAUUGGUGGAGAAAUUGGAAUAUUGGAUGGGUUGCCAUAGUUUAUACCAAGUCAAUCUUCACAGUUUGUGAAACACCCCCUUAGCUUGUAAUCCCGUUGUCAAAUAAGAAUGUACUAUAGCCUGUUAAAGCUUUUUGGCAACUGGCUUUUGUAGAAGUGUUUUCUGAAUAUGGACCCAGAAGUUGAUCUUCAAUGAUCGAUUGAAAAUCAUCACCAAUCGAUUGCAAAUCAUAACCAGUCGAUUGCAAAUUAUCAGCAAUUAAUUGCAAAUCACAAUCAGUCCAUUGCAAAUCACCAUCAAUCGAUUGUAAAUCAUCAUCGAUCGAUUGCAAAUCAUCAUCGAUCGAUUGCAAAUCAUCAUCAAUUGAUUGCAAGUCUUCUGGUUAACCUGCUACAGUCAGCACUUGAUGGGCUUCUACUGGUCAUCGUGAUACAAGAAUUCCAUCCUUGGCAAAUACCUUUACCUACGCACAUGCAUCGUAUUUGCAAAAAAAAUAAGAUAAAAAUGUUCAUGUUUGAUAUAUUGUAUUUAUUGAAAUUGUCGAAGUUUGCAAUGCAUUGACUUUGUUAUGCUUUUAACCAUUUUAGAUACAGAAUGAAAGUUUUUUUAGGUGAUGUUUAAUCACCUCAUCCUUUGAUCGAAGCAAAGGAAGAGAUGCUAUGUCAGGGAGGGCUCGGUGUUUUUAAAAAUUUAGGCCAAACUUGAUUAAGGAAUACAUUGGUAUAUCAUGGCAAAGGAAAUGUGAAUGGUGUAUAAAAAUCAUGGUUAGUUUAUUUUCUCCACUCCCCCCUCCCUACAUUAAACCCCUAAAAGUAUUCCACAGAAACAAUUCAUAGGCAGUGAUUUUAAUGCAUAAAGUUAAACAUUUCACAGAAUGACAUUUUGCAUCAGAAAAUGUAAUAUGGAGCAACAUAGCAAACGGAUUGCUGAAAAAAAAUCUAGGAGUCAGGUAAAUGGUCCAAACGUCUUCACAACUCAACUCCUACAGGUUAAAAUCACGUCUACUGAAUCCCUUUUUAAGUACACAUGAUCUCAUGGCCGUUUGCAGCUGGGGGUCAGGGCAGUUCCCCCCCCCCGGGAAUUUUGAAAAUUUGCAUUUUUUUUCUGAAAAUUAUUCACAAAAUUCAUCAAGAGUGUGAUCAAAAUCCUUCAAUUUCACUUUUUGAAAAUGCAAAGGCCCUCCAAUCACGAGCUCGGUUGCCUUGCUUUGGGGUUUCUUCAAAAGCUUUGUGGGUUUUACCCCACUUCUGAAAAAAAAAUUCUACAAAUGGCCAAGAAUGAUCUACAUCUAUGGCAAACAGAGUUUUAAUUUGAAUUCAAUAUCCCUUAGUGACUGCCAAAUAAACAUCAUGCCUUAUUUUUCCUAAAAAUCAUUGUCUUACACAUUGAAGUUAAUGUAUGGCAAAUAAUUUAUCAUGUCAGUUUAACUCCUCCCCCACUCAUGCACCUACAUUUGCAAGACAGAAAUGACGAGAAGUACGACUUGUAUUUUUAAAGUUUUCCUUGUAAUAUAUUUCUUGUCUCGGUGUUUGACCAUCCGAUCAUGUUCCUAAUGAAAUGUAUAUACAGAUGUAGAAACUGGAAGUAGAUCUUCUUUAUAUUUUAUGACAAGCAAAGAAGUGUCAUUUUCUGUUUUAAAGUUCUUGAUGUCGUAUUUGAUUCUCUUUCUGAAAAACCCUGACAAAUUGUGCUCUAUGUUUUUUUUUAUUGUUCGAAGUUAACUGGGAAUCUAUAAAGCAGGCUUUAUUGUGAAAAAAAAUAAUAAAACGAGUCAGACGUGUAUGACUUCUUGUAUUUGCAUUUGUUAAGAAUUUGUGAUUUAUUUUGGUAAAAAAUCAUGAUGAAUAUAUUGAGAUAAUAUAGCAGUUUACUGAAAAAAAAGGCUGAGUUAUUUGUUCUUGAAGAUUUUGAAACAUCCUUAUAAUUAUAUCAUUCAUUUCAGACUUAAUACUGUUAUCUGUUGGUAAGUUUCCAUUUUUUAUUUUAUUUUUGGCUAUACCUUGAUUACACUUUAGAUUGGACACAUCUGAAGUACUUUAAAUAAAUGUCGGAAAACAUAGUUUUUCGACUACAUUUUAUAU
This is a messenger RNA of Lytechinus variegatus (green sea urchin), 4617 nucleotides long. Its product is annotated as beta-arrestin-1-like. The record is from RefSeq and is a predicted model, not a curated record. Gene Ontology annotation, cellular component: cytoplasm. The transcript has 13 exons. Gene Ontology annotation, biological process: signal transduction; G protein-coupled receptor internalization. Gene Ontology annotation, molecular function: G protein-coupled receptor binding. NCBI's taxonomy places the organism in Eukaryota, Metazoa, Echinodermata, Echinoidea, Temnopleuroida, Toxopneustidae. The coding region runs from base 477 to 1844 and encodes 455 amino acids.